UUUAGUUUUCCAGCGGCAGCUGAUGAGUGGGGUGGAAAAUUGUGUGUGAGCUGCGUGCAGUGAAUAAAUGGUUCGGAAAAAUGCCAGCAAAUUUCAAAGUGCAAUAGACAGUUUAGCAAAGCCCAAUCAAUCGAAUCGAAUCCGUUUCAAUGGAGUCCUUGAGUUCCAUUCGGUUUUUGAAGAGCUCAUAGAAACAUACUUGUCGGCUGGUAAUCAAACACCUGUUUGUUUGUCAAUUGCUUUGCUGGGAUUUUCAUGGAAUUAAGGAGGCCUCAAAAGCAAUCGAGCUGUAUAACAACUUUCGAAUAAGCUUCACAUGCCACUUGCUAGAGGCUUUCCAGCGGCUGGUAAGUCAAUUAAAAAGCCAAUUUGUGUGGGUUCGCUGCUGGCUGCCAUUACCACGACAUUUCUACGGUUUCCCGCGGGAAACUGAGUCACGGACACGGCUGCGUCUGCGGCAGCGGGAACGACUUCGGCGGAAUCCCGCCGAACGGGCCAGUCACCAGCGGAACCGGCGGACAGAGCGGCGCCACCUGGUCAUGGACUACAUCUUCGAGUGCUUCUUUGAGGACACCUUUGAGCAGAUCUCCCGGAACGGGCUGCAGGACCGCCAGUCGCGGCGCGAUGUCCUCGACCACCUGAGCUCCAUCAUCAAGGGCUGCAGCGGCGGACAGAACUCCCAGACGGACGAGGUGGCCGCCAUCGCGGUGACGGCGGCCAUGAGAUACCACCGCAUGGCCAAGGAGCAGAACGGACAGGUCUGCCUCAUGGGCAAGUAUCACAACAUUCUGUACAUCGGCCUGCGCACCUGCUGGGAUUGGGGAGUCCGGGACUCGGAGGUGGUCGUCAAGCUGCUGGUGGCCAUUUAUGAGUGCGAGAAGACGUAUGAGCGCAUUUUCCUGGGUGCCCUGUUUGGACCACAUGCUCCGCACUUCAUCGCCGGCUGGCGCAGUGACUUCCAGGAUCAGCACGAGAAUGUCCGGGCUAUGGUUUACUUUCUGAAGCACGCCACACGCGAGCAGCUCACAUUGCCCGUCUGGAUUCCGCGCUUCGAGCAGGAGCGACAGCUCAGAUUCAUUGAUGUCCCCAUUGAGUCCUGCGGCAAGUCCUCGCCCCUUCGCAUUGCCCUGCAGGCGAACGCUCCCGAACUGCUGCUCAUACUGCUCAGAUACGGUGCCGCACCGCAGCCGCCGGACGGAGGCGCCUCCGUAAUUAUAGCGCUGCUCGACAAACUCAUCGAGGAUGGCCGUAAUUACAGCUUCGAACUGGUCAUGUGCCUCAAGAUCCUGCUGCGCAAUGUGGUCAUGAUUGAGAUGCCCUUCAAGCCCCUUUUAUACGCUGCCCGAAGAGAGAUGUUCUUCGAUCGCUACGGCCGCCUGUUGAUGGACAAGAUCAUCGGCAAGGAGCAGGUCUACGGAGUACCCAGCCUUCGUCAUCUAUGCCGCUGCUGCAUCCGCGAUGUCCUGCGGAUGCACAAUCAACUACCCAACGGCAUCGACACGUUGAGGCUGCCAAAGCGCCUGCAACGCUACAUCGAUCUCACCGAGGAGCUCGAAGGACCUGAGGCGCAGGACAGCGAGGAGAAGGAUCAGCAGCGGGGAAAAUCCUCGGCCAAAUGCAAGCUGGGAGGCGAGGUGGCACGACUGGAUACCAUCAGCAGUGCGGAGGAGAGUGAGGACGAGAGCGAGAAUCAAGCGCAGCUCCUGCAGGCAGUCACGGAUCCGGAGAAGGCUGCAUUGGCGGCUUUCAUGGCCACCGGCGAUGGAGCGUAUACGGAGGAGGCGAAGCAGGCGGCGGUAGAUGCCUACGUGGCAGCCUGUCCGCCCGAUUUCGAUCCGGAUUUUCCGCCAAUUUCCCUGCCCGGGGAACCCAGAUAGCCAAAAACACCCAGUACUAGCACUAGCACUCACCGAUAGGUUUCUUCGCUGACGUUGAUGCGACCCGGAACGCCGGUGGUCUCCGUCCGGCUGGUGAGAUUGACGGUAUUUCCGAAUAGACAGUAGCGCGGCACUCGGUUGCCGAUCACUCCGGUCACCACUUCGCCGGAGUGGAUGCCUAUGGUGAUUUGCUGGAAAAACAAGGACCAAACAAUGAAUUUACAAUUGUAGAAUUUGUAGGGAGCUUAUCUAGAAAAUAAAUGUAUAUUCUGA
Drosophila erecta is the source of this 2150-nucleotide messenger RNA. RefSeq lists its product as uncharacterized. Lineage: Eukaryota; Metazoa; Arthropoda; Insecta; Diptera; Drosophilidae. The record is from RefSeq and is a predicted model, not a curated record. The transcript has 9 exons. Gene Ontology annotation, biological process: intracellular signal transduction. The coding region runs from base 540 to 1877 and encodes 445 amino acids.